Messenger RNA from Camelina sativa (false flax), 1030 nucleotides. Its product is annotated as putative complex I intermediate-associated protein 30. Lineage: Eukaryota; Viridiplantae; Streptophyta; Magnoliopsida; Brassicales; Brassicaceae. Gene Ontology annotation, cellular component: mitochondrion. The record is from RefSeq and is a predicted model, not a curated record. Gene Ontology annotation, biological process: mitochondrial electron transport, NADH to ubiquinone; mitochondrial respiratory chain complex I assembly.
CCAUGUAUGUUAAAAGAUUGGCCUCAGGAAACGAAACCGUAUAAUAUAGUGGAAACGGCGACGUGUGUCUUCGUCGUCUUCAAGUUUGACUGGUUAAUCGGUAAACCGAGGCUGAUUGUGCGACGGUGACGGCAAAUCCAGUGAGUGAGUUCCUUUGAUUAUCGCUGCAUUAACUGGGAACCCUAAACAUUGAGUUAAUAAUCGUGUGUUUCUGGGAAAGCAGCUACAGAGAGAGACAUGUCAAGGUUUCGAUCAUUGUUGCAAGCCUCUGUAAAUGCGACAAAGAAGGGUAGUGCUAGUUUCUGACUUAUUUUCACCAAUCUGCAAACUGUUAGCUCUUACGUGGAACGUUGAAGAAUGGGUACCUCCUGCAGAGAAGCAUAUAUUUAAGUUUCACUCAAAAGAAGACUUGAAGAAAUGGCAUCUCUACUCCGAUUCUGAAUAUGGAGGAUUAUCUUCUGCUUCCUUGGAGAUUCCAGAUAAAGGAGAUGGAUCAGAUUGCACCGGGAUUUUCUCGGGGAACCUAUCCGUUGACCUUAGCGAAGGAUCAAAAUGGAACAUCAGUCGGAGUGGUUUCUGUGGAAUGCGCUCAAAGAAGUUUGAUGGCUUCAUUGAUCUCGAUGGGUAUGAUGCAAUAGCCCUCAGGCUCAAAGGAGAUGGAAGAUGUUAUAUCUCUACUAUCUACACCGAAAACUGGGUGAACUCACCAGGGCAAGCAGAAGAUAACUCGUGGCAAGUUUUUGUUUUUGCUCCAAAGGACAAUUGGUAUAUUGCUAAGAUCCCUCUAUCUCGAUACUUGCCAACAUGGAGAGGAAAUGUUAUAGAUGUGGAAAUGGAGAUGAAUCCAGGUCGCGUUCUAGGUAUGUCACUGUCAGUAAACGCAGAAGGUGGUGCGGUUGGAGCUAAAUCAGGAGCAGGUGAUUUCCGAGUAGAAAUCGACUGGAUCAAAGCGUUGAGAUUGCCAUGAGUUGAACAUUGUAGCAAUGCAUGGUGUUUUUAUUGUUCUUGGUUUUAGCUUGUAAAAACCAGG